Solanum tuberosum (potato) is the source of this 1328-nucleotide messenger RNA. RefSeq names its product PTI1-like tyrosine-protein kinase At3g15890. Gene Ontology annotation, biological process: protein phosphorylation. The coding region runs from base 15 to 1187 and encodes 390 amino acids. Gene Ontology annotation, molecular function: ATP binding; protein tyrosine kinase activity. NCBI's taxonomy places the organism in Eukaryota, Viridiplantae, Streptophyta, Magnoliopsida, Solanales, Solanaceae. The record is from RefSeq and is a predicted model, not a curated record. The transcript is spliced from 6 exons.
GGCCGACGGCGGUUAUGGCGACAGACGUUGGGAUGAGAAACGAGGAGAAGAAGAGUGUGUCAAUUGAGGCAAUCCGAAAGAAGUUUUCAGAAUGGGGGUGUUGGCCGUAUCAGUACCAAAUGUACAACUUACACGAGGGAUUUAGAGAUAUUUCCCGUUUGCCUUACCCUUUGUCCAUGAGUUCCAGCCGUGAAGUUUUAAUGGACGAUGAUGAUGGUUUUUAUGAAGAAUGCAAGCGUUACCAAGGCUUCGACUUCUCCAUUGAGCCUACAAUGGUUGGUGAGGCGAAGCAUUGCAGCUACUCCGAGUUGGACAAGAUGACUAAUUUCAAGAAUCCUGCAGAAAUUCAAAAAACUUUUACAGGAAGACUGUUCCAUGGCAUUAUUGUUGAAGGAUCUGUAACAAGACCGGCUAUUGUAAAGACAUGGGAUUAUCUCCUUCCUAUGAAACCUGGGAAUGCUCCACGUCUAGAUAAAUUUUGUGAUGAGAUUGAGUUAUUAACAGAUGAAAGAGCAAAUACACAUCCAAAUUUGGUGAAGUUGUAUAGGUAUUGUUUUGAUACAAGGCUUGCAGUUGUCUACGAUGCAAAAUUCACCAGUGUACUGUUGUCGGAUGUGCUUCUAUCGGAUGACUUUGGGUGGAAUGAUCGGAUGAAAGUGGCAACCCAACUUGCAGAUCUCUUCUCAUGGUUGCAUGAUAAGGGGACUGCAGUUGGUUGUGUUACUGCUUCAUGCAUUAUGAUAGAUGAGGAAGUAAACAUAAAAGUAUUUGACUUUGGGUACGUAUCAAAUCAUGUGAACGAAGAUACUAAUAUUCCUGUAAAAGUUCGUGUUGGCUCGGAUGCUCCAGAGAUUUGGGAAGGUAAACGAUCAAUGAAAUCUGAUGUUUAUAUAUUUGGCGUUCUACUGCUAAAGCUGAUAGCCAAGAAUGAGUUUAUCUGUCGAGGUCCUUAUCAGCUGGAUUGGAUUGUUAUAGAUGAGGCUAAACGUGGUGAAAGAUAUUUGGUUCAUGAGUGCUUCGAAGAAGUUGAUUAUUCAAAUGCAUUUGAGAUCACACUUCUGGCAUUCCUCUGCUUGAAUCUCGAUCAUCCAGACAAGAGGCCAACUAUGAAGGACGUUGUAUAUGCUUUGAAAUUGAUGCAAGCGAGGAUGAAGAAACGAAAAAGAGAUGAAAAUGAGGCAGAAUAGAAUAAGCACUAGCCUCUUAGCUGCUUUCACUUGUAUGAACUGAACUCUAAGGUACUUGUAGAGAAGAAUGUAUUUGACUGAAUAUACCACCCUAUGAAGAUGUUCUAAAUCAGUAAAGCUAACUAUUGAAGAUAUCCUCUA